Porites lobata is the source of this 9157-nucleotide messenger RNA. Lineage: Eukaryota; Metazoa; Cnidaria; Anthozoa; Scleractinia; Poritidae. The record is from the annotation of a GenBank genome assembly.
GUAAUAGACGCCGAUUUGUCGUACCAUGGCGAUGCACAAGUCAAGCUAUCCGUCAAAAAUGUAAAACUGGGCAUUUCUAACUUCCAACUUUACGGGCCACUUAGAAUUAUUCUUAAACCACUUUCGUCAGAUGGAAUCGUGGUCGGCGGAAUAACUGUCUUUUUUCUCAAGAGACCAAAGAUUUCUCUCAAUUUGACAAAUUUGCUAAAUGUUUUAGAUAUUCCAGGAUUGAAGAAAACUCUACGCGGUAUCGUUGAUGACGUCAUCGCCAACUUUGUUGUCUUGCCCAAUAGAAUUGCGAUUCCUCUGGCGGAAAGUGUGGACGCCGGAGACCUGAAGUACCCAAUCCCCGAAGGCCUUCUGCGCGUCCAGAUUCCGGAAGCGCGGGAACUGGCAAAGUCCGAUUUUUCGCUGAUUCGAAAGGGAUCUCCAGAUCCUUACGCCGUUUUGGAAGUAGGAGCUCAAAAGUUUCGCACAGAAACCAAGAAAAACCAGUCAAAUCCUAAAUGGGAUGAGAUAUUUGAGGCAUUUGUAGACAAUUCUAAAGGGCAGGAAUUGGAAAUUUUUCUUUAUGACCAUGAUCUAGCCUCAAAGGAUUCCAAGAUCGGCAACGUUGACAUAAAAAUCCGUUCUGUUGUGGAAGAGGGUAUGCAGGACAUCUGGCUGCCUUUGGAAAAAGCGAAACGGGGAAAAGUUCAUUUAAAGCUGGAGUGGUUUUCUCUUAGCAACGAUCCACUUCAUUUUAGAUAUACCAAAGAAAAUGAAAGCGUGGCCGUGCUGAUUGUGAAGCUGAUCAAGGCACAGAAUCUCCCAAGCCGCAAGAGUUCUGUGUUGGCCAGAAACGUUUAUUGUCGAGUGGCAGUGAGUAAUAGAACGCUUACUAGCCUUUGUGCGCAGGCGCAAGGCGACGAGUUUGAAUGGCAGCAAUCACUCUUAUUCUUACUAACCGAUCCACACGAAGAAGUCCUUAUUGAGGUAAUGGAAGGUAGUCACUGCUUGGGUUUUAUGGUAUUCACUGUUCGAAAGCUCAUCGAACAGCCCGACAUGUCACUUGAGAAUUCCUUCCAGCUGCUUAGUACUUCCGAUGAAACCGGAACCGGAACUAUCGAGUGCAAGCUAUCCCUGCGUGCUUUGAAGGCAGCAGACACAAUCGCUGAGCCGAAUUUCUUGCAGAUUGGUCAAAAAUUCAAUGCUUGUUACGACGAAGAAGGUAUUCUACAGCGCCAGGACACUCCGACUCUGAUUUCGGAAGUAAAUGGUCAAGACUAUCCUACGACUACCAGUAACAGCAACGAAUCAACUGAGAAGACGUCUACUUCCGGUUCCACUUCCAGUUCCGGUUCCGGUUGCGAGUCCUCCCCAAGCGGAAGCAUAGCAGAUGACAGAUCAAACGAGCAAAGUACUGAAGGCUCAAGUCACGAUUAUUUAUCUCGAGGGGAGUUGUCUUUGAAAUUAAUUUACGAUCAUCGACGAAACCGACUCAUGGUUACAAUUUUGAACGCCAAAAACCUUUCAUCAACAGAGCCGGUUUCUAAAACGAACACCUACGUUCAAAUUAAUCUGAUACCUUCUCGCUCUAAGAAAUCGAUACGCAAGACUUUCUCCUAUCCCGGCAGCCUUCAUCCCGUUUUCAAUGAGACCUUUGAUUACGUUAUCGGCCUUGAUCAACUGGCUGACAAAAAACUGUACGUGGUUGUCAAGAACGAGAGGAUCGUGCAGUUGCCAGGGAAACGACGUGACGUUAUUGGGGCUACCUCUAUAAACCUUUGUGAAUUGGAUUUGUCUGCUGGUGUAACUAUGAACUGCGAGAUAACUAAUUGAAAACUUUUGCUAGAGAGCAACAUCUCUAGGGCUUUUUGGCCAGAAAGGAGAGUUUAGUUAAAGAAUACCAAAUGUGGCAGACUGACAAAGAAGGCUCGCUUACAGUGCGGACUGUUAAGAAACCGGAAACAUUGGAAAAAAGAUUGUUCAAUGACAGCAAUUUCUAAAAACAAAAGAUUCUCGAGAUCUUUUGCAAACGCAGGAACAACAAAAUUCAAGUAGAAUUAUGCAACCGUGGAAAACUUUAAACCGUUUACUUACCUAACCUCUCAGGAAACAGCCCUCAUAUUUAUGAAUGUUAUCGGUCCUUUUGCAAAAAAAAAAUUGAGAAUCUUUUCUUUUCAGAAAACGUUAUGACUGGACAAUCUUCUUCCAAGCAUCCCGGUUUGAGUAUCCGCACUGUUAUAAGAGCUUCAACAAAGUCUCGAGAUGAGACUGGAAAGAAGUUAUUAAAAACUCCUCAGCGGAGCAAACCUCAAAAUCAUGAUUACUACGUACAAAACAUACGAAAAAACAUGAAACAUGGUUCCUCCAAAAGAGACAUACGAAUUGAAAUUAAAGUGCCUACUUGUGUAUUAGUGAUAAUAGCAAUAAAAUAUUGAAAUUGGGUAGAGAGGUCUCCUCUAUCAGAAACACUUGUGAAGCAAAACCACAACGACAAACCAGUGAGAGUCAUCCGGAUCUCUAGAGUAGACAUUGUUCAGUAAAAUCUUGAGACCAAGUUUUAAAAUUAAAACAGUAAACUGAUCCUUACGACAGGAAGAGUGAUGGAAAAAACUAGAAAGAAAAGAAAAAUAAUUUGGUGAACUGUAUUUGUCUCCUCUAUGCCUACUGUACCAAAAGUUGGUGGGUGCAUAUAUGUCAGACAUGACAUUAUGCUUAGAAACUAUCAGUGAGUAAUAAACGAUAAUACAGGUUAUUUUUACUGCAAAAGUUGCAUUUUUUGUACCUUUUUGUUGCUAACAGUUUUAUGUUCUCCUUGGCCUUGGCUUACUAAGCUGUAAAGUCUCAGCCAAAACUCUCGAAAGUUUAUUCUUCUGUUCCUACGAUGAAAUUAGGUUUUAUUAUUUAGUUAAUUUUUUAAAUUGAGUUUACGUUCAGUAAUAUCCUACUAUGUAAUCAUGUAUCCUCUUUUUUCUCUUUUUUCUUCUUAUGUAUUUUGGUUACCAAUUGAAUGUAAAUGUGUUAUAAUAAAGCACUGAUGAAUAAUAAUAAUAAUAAUAAUAAUAAUAAUAAUAAUUUUUUGAUGUUUUAAUUUUCAUACCUGCUUCUGCUCUCGAUGAUGGAACCACUAAGCCAUGAAAAUAACUUUAAUUUAGUCGUUGAGCGUUUUAAUGGAGUGUCCAGGUUAUCGAGUACAAGUUAUAGCGGAGCUCUCGCGCGCGAAGCGCGCGCAGCAGAGCAUCAUGGGUAACAAAAUUUGAUAAACUAUCCAUCCAAGCCGGACAAUUUUGGUUCUGAGUAAAUCGUCCCGUACGGUGUACGUCCGUACGUACGUCCACUCCUUCAUGGCAGCCGGGGUAAAAUUUUGCAUUUCAAGUACGCGCGCGUUUCGGCAGUAAAUCGCAUAGCCACCCGGACUUUUAGAGAUAAAAAGCAACAACAACGAAACCGAUUCUUUCUUUCGACUUAAUUUUUACAUUGGCGUGGAUAAUAGAGAAAAAGCUAGAGCCAGAGAUAAACAAAGGAGACCAAUUUUGUUUGAAGAAUAACAUAAAAAUUUUAUAGCGGCUGUGAGAAAAUGAGAAAUGCUAGCGGUCACCCAGGUAAAAAAGAACGGCGGCAAAAAAAAGUGAACAGGACCGCGUAACUGGGAAGUUUCUGGAAGUUUCACGUUGUCGUCUUGCAAAACAACGGCAAAGAAAUGUACAAAAAAAGUGUGCUGCACGUGCAAAGUUGUUUUUUUUUUUUUUGCUAAUUAGACCUAUUGUUUUUUGUUUUUGUUUUUUUUGUUUGUUUUCAGUCUCACUGUUUUCUUUGCCGUCACCGCUUGGUUAGCACGAUUUUAUAUUUGUUUCAGUAAACUAUAGAUAUUAACGAGAGCAUCGCUUUUAGCCUUGGCUAAAUCAAUAUAUUAGAAUCUAGAAAAUGACCAAACUAUUUUUCGGCAAAAAGGUAGUCGCAUUCAUUUAAAUUACCGUAGAAUCCCGGUUAUAAGGCCCCCCGGUUAUAAGCCCCGCCGAUUAUAAGCCCACCUCUCUGCUAAUAGAAUUUUCCUCCCGGUUAUAAGCCCCCCCGAUUAUAAGCCCACCUCUCUGCUAAUAGAAAUUUCCUCCCGGUUAUACCUCUGUUAUACCGGGUACCGUAUACAUGAUUAAAAUUUUCAUUUUAAUAGAACGGAUUUUAGACGUUUUUUUCCUCCCUAUUAUAAGCCCCCCGGGUUAUAAGCCCCCCCCGAUUAUAGGCCCACCCAAAAACCCUUACGAAAUUGUAUAAGCCCAGGGCUCAUAACCGGGAUUCUACGGUAUUUUAAUGGGAGGCUCCCGCCUAAAUGGAAACCUUUUUUAGGCUUCUGGUGUGAAAAGGUAGAGCUAGAUUUCACGAGCUGAAGUAUAUGAAUUAUUAUCGUUCAUUAGCUUCAUUCUUCCAAGGGUUGAGGAGUGUUUCAAUCAAAAUCAGAGAGGGUAAUCAGAUUGAUCCCUUUUAAGAAGAUUCCUAUCAAACAUGGAUUAAACACACUGAAUUCUGCAAAGCUGAUCGUACCACGUGAAAAUUAAAUUUGCAAGACAUCCAAACGACACCGAAAGCGGGGUAGUAGCCGUGGACAGCUGUUUCGCCCUUUUUUAGUGCUCGUCAGUACGGUGCAAGGAACAGAUAGGCUCUGCUGGUCCUACUGUAAAAUUCCCGCAAACUCUGUUUUAGAGCCGUGACAUUGAACCUGAACACUCACAGAAUCACGCCAUAUCACGUGUGCCUGAGAGGGCAAGAGCACGAUGAGCCGCAAGCAGUAAAAUUUCUGUCCCGUAAUUUAAUCAGUUAAAUCAUCAAAGUUGACAGGUCUUUCUGAUGAUCAAAGCGACCGUUCGGUUUACCAUUUACACCUUCAGUGCGAAGACUGUCACGGGAACAUUAACACCUUCAGGAUAAUUGCUUACCAUAACAGUGGUAGGUUGCGCGCGUCUGGCCGAUUUCGAAGAACGUGAUCGUGACUGUUGUUUUUAUUCAGUGACUGUGCGCGUUGAUAUGCCAACUUUUAAAACAGACUGCAACAUUAAAUUUUUGUUAUAAAAGCAAAGAAGCUGCUGAGUAGAAACUAAACCGUCCCAGACUUAUUCCGUUUCAUUCGUGUACUUUCAUUUUGAUGGGGUCUGUAUGAUGAAUUUACUUCUGCCUUCUAAUCAGGCACGUAAACAACAUAGAGAUAAAACAUUUCAUUUUGCUUUUGUGGAGUAGAAAUUAAUCUUAAAAAAGUUAAAUUAGUGGACCACUUUCUCCGCGUACUUGUAAAAAUAGGUAUUUAAUAUGUCGCGCUACAGUGCGAAAAUCUUCUUGUCGUGGAUUAGAUUUCAGUAUACAUAUUCUUCAUUUCGCGCCAGAAUAAAUUAGUUUGCGCGCAAAGGGCUUCUAAAAAAAGAUCACAGGGUUUGUCCCACGUCGAGUCCUCCUUCUGGAGAACUUGGAGAUACGCCAGCAUGGUAUCUGGAAUACAUUGCCGAGGCGAAGAUCUGGCAUUUUUUCCUCCUCGUCUUUUUUUCUCCGCGACGUUUGUUUAUAUUUGUAGUGAGAAUGCCGCGCAUAUCGGUGGAUUUUACUUCAGUCAAGCGGCUUCAGUUUCUGCGGCUUGCUACUCAUCAUAAAGAAGAGUGCCGGAAUCGCUUUGUUCGCCUUUAACGGAUUUGUUGUCGAAUGCAAGGUAAAAGAACGGACCACUGUAAGGUAAGAAUUAAAGUUUAAAUUUGUUUCUCGGCGAAAAAUAGUGCAUACAACUCGUGAAACCCGUGAGUAUUACCUCUGUUUAAUAUACCGGAUGUCAUGCGAUGACCCCUCGCUUUUACGAUGGAUAGGAUGGAUACAAACAAUAAUUUCUUUCGCAACGUUUAGUAUCAUUUAUUUAAUAUGGAGAUCAUCUGAGGACGAUUUUUCGUUAUAUAUGCUUCAUUUCUUGACUUAUUCCGGCUACGUACGAAGAAUUAGAUGACAAUGUUUGUGCGCUAUAAUUAUACCGAUAAUUUCUUGCACCUUGAAACUCAUGAAAGCCAAACUUGUUUAACCCUAGCAAAAAAACUCUUUUAAUGGAGAAACUCAACCUGAUAGUUGCACUAAAAUCUAAUAAUUGUUACUGCAUUUGCAUGCUCUCUGUAACCUCGUGGGUAGAACAUACCUGAUGGUUACAUUAAUAAUAAUCACUGCAUUUGCUCUCUGUAACCUCGUGGGUAGAACAUACCUGAAGGUUACGUUAAUAAUAAUCAUUGCAUUUUCUCUUUGUAACCUCGUGGGUAGAACAUACCUGAUGGUUACAUUUAAAAUAAUAAUCACUGCUUUUGCUCUCUGUAACCUCGUGGGUAGAACAUACCUGAAGGUUACGUUAAUAAUAAUCAUUGCACUUUCUCUUUGUAACCUCGUGGGUAGAACAUACCUGAUGGUUACAUUAAUAAUAUCACUGCAUUUGCUCUCCGUAACCUCGUGGGUAGAAUAUACCUGACGGUUACAUUUAAUAAUAAUCACUGCAUUUGCUCUCUGUAACCUCGUGGGUAGAACAUACCUGAAGGUUACGUUAAUAAUCAUAAUCAUUGCAUUUUCUCUUUGUAACCUCGUGGGUAGAAUAUACCUGACGGUUACAUUAAUAAUAAUCACUGCAUUUGCUCUCUGUAACCUCGUGGGUAGAACAUACCUGAAGGUUACGUUAAUAAUAAUCAUUGCAUUUUCUCUUUGUAACCUCGUGGGAAAAAAAAUUAAUGCCUCUCUCCUGGAAAUUUUGCCCUGUCCUUUGAGCAUAGUGAUCUUUGGGUAGCGAAUUCACGAAAACAGGUAAAACGCUUUUUUUAAAAACAGCAUUUAUAUUAUUUGGCUUUUUGAGGGAGGUUAAACAUUAAUGGAAUAGAAUAUAAAAAAAGCUGAUAAAGCGGAAAAAGUUAUCUUUACAAAAUGCGCUUUGACAAUGUCAAGGAGUGAAAUAAGCUGAAGUUUUGUAGUUAGCCCGAAGAAAACCGGUUCCUGCAUGAAAAGCAGUUCUGAUUCCCUUCUCUUAACUAGAAGAGAUGCAUAUCCCUGUGAACCAGUUUUUUAACUAGGAGCGAUUCCCACUCACUUAAGAUACUUUAUUGACACGAGUUCCUAUUUCAAUGUAUGUCUAAUUCAAGCUUAGCCGCGUGAUAGCUCUUCGUUAGCGAAAAGGUCCAAGUGAUAUUUUGAUUGACGUGUUCUUUUGGAUCCUGAGGUUUUUUAACACCUUUUCUCUAGCUUAACUGGCGAAGAUAUUCUAGGAAUUUGCCCUUCAAUUCCAAAUUCUUUGAUGUGCCGCCAGAUGCCGUGCAAAAAUAUCACCUCUUGCGGCUCCUCGUGCAAGUGUCACGUUGAUGUCUCACACCGCUCACCGCUCACAAAGAAAAUAUAGGAUGGACAAAACCAACAUGGACUUAUCUUGACUGUGUGUGUGUUUUAUUAUUUUUUCUCAAUAUUUUUUUUGUUUUGUUUUGUUUUGGUUUUUUGCUUCUGGAGCAAUUUGAAAAAACGUUUUAGUAAGUUCUGAUCUGAGAUCAUACGUGUACCCUGGUAACCAUGCCCUGCCGCUCAUAGAGUUUGGGUUGCCUGUGUUCCUCCCCGUGGAACGCCUGGUCGUUUUCAUGUUUUUCUUUCAACUUGCAGAGUCAUGAUGUUGCGAUCAAGCUUGCUUUUGUGCUCUGCUGCUGUUUUUGCUCUUUUCUUUACGUCGUGCACAUCAAAAGACGUUUAUACUGCUGCAGUCUACGAGCAUGUUACAUUCUUUGUCUUUGAAAACAGAUCGUUUACUCGCCAAGAGGCCUUGGACAUAAUGAAGAAAAACUUAGUCGUUUUCGACGCGAAGGCGAAGGAAGCAAAAUCUCAAGGGGCUGACAUAAUCGUUUUUCCCGAAGAUGGUCUCUAUGGUUUUGACUUCACCCGCGAACACAUCCUUCCUUUUCUGGAGAUUAUUCCGAUCCCUUCCCAGCUACAGAAAAGCUGGAAUCCAUGCCAAGACCCCAAUCGCUUUGCAAACACCGAGGUCCUGAGGGAGUUGAGCUGCAUCGCCCGUAACUCGUCUAUUGUAGUGGUCGCUAACAUGGGGGAUGUUCAGUAUUGUAAGAAAUCGGAUCCACAAUGUCCCAAGGAUGGCAGAUACCAGUUUAACACUGAUGUAGUAUUCGAGUCAGACGGGACAUUGCUCGCCAAGUACCACAAACAGCAUCUGUUUCAUGAAAACCAGUUCAACACCCCAUUGGAAGUAGAAAUCGUUACUUUUGAGACUUCCUUCGGGGUUAAAUUUGGGGUGUUCACUUGUUUUGAUAUGCUGUUUCAUGAUCCAGCGAUCACGCUUGUUGAGAAAUAUGGCAUUCGCAAUAUUGUGUUUCCAACAGCCUGGAUGGAUGGCUUCCCUAUCUUGGCUUCAGUAGAAUAUCAACAGGCUUGGUCAAGAUCGACAUGUGUCAAUCUGCUGGCAGCCAAUCAGCAUCAGCCCCUUGCAGAUAUGGUAGGAAGUGGAAUUUAUUCUUGCGGAGAACCUUUGUCUUAUGUUUAUGACAUGAAGACGUAUCAGGGCCAUCUUUUGGUUGCCAAACUGCCAAAUCUGGAUCUGUCACAUCCAGAGCAGUGUAUUGAACCAACAUGCCAGUCAGCUAAAACCUCAUUGAAAUCUGUUGAAAGUAGCUUCAAACAGCUAGCAUUACCAUUGCAAACCAACAAUAAACCAUUUCAUUCUAAGUUACUAAAUGACAUUUACACUUUUGUGAAACUUGAGUCUUCUGAGGGCAAUGUAUCAGUUUGUUCGAACAAUUUCUGCUGUCAUGCAAGUUACUCUGUGGACAGUCAACAGCCUUUCAAAGAUGAAUUGUUUGCAUUGGGGGCUUUCAGUGGCCAUCAUAAUCCAGAAAACUAUUUUAUCCAAGUUUGUGUCUUGGUAAAAUGUUCCAGCAUGCAGGAAAAUUCUUGUGGCUCACCUGUUUUUACUGCUACAACAAUGUUCAACUCAUUUACAGUGAUGGGGGAUUUUUCAUCUCAGGCUCAUGUGUUCCCUGCAGUUCUAUCAAGCGAUGUUGAGCUAAUCUCACCUAAAGUCUUUUCAUGGUCUGGGCCUGAAAUGUAUGUGCCAUCUUUCAAAAAACCUCUGGUGUCAGCUGUUUUGUUUGGGCGAAUUUAUGAACUAGACAUUACUGAACAGUGA